Molecule: messenger RNA, 1454 nt
Organism: Amphiprion ocellaris (clown anemonefish)
Lineage: Eukaryota; Metazoa; Chordata; Actinopteri; Pomacentridae
Product: histone H2B 1/2-like
Exons: 1
Coding region: 46-417 (123 amino acids)
Cellular component (GO): nucleosome
Molecular function (GO): DNA binding; protein heterodimerization activity; structural constituent of chromatin
Source: RefSeq, a predicted model, not a curated record
UUGAGACCAGCAGGAAGUUAGAGUUUGAACCCAAGUUAAAGCAGAAUGCCGGAACAAACCAAGGCAGCGCCCAAGAAGGGCUCGAAGAAGGCGGCGUCCAAAGCCAGCAAGAGCGGCAGGAAGAGGAAGAGAACCAGGAAGCAGAGCUACGCCAUCUACGUGUACAAGGUGCUGAAGCAGGUCCAUCCCGACACCGGCAUCUCCUCCAAGGCCAUGAGCAUCAUGAACUCGUUCGUCACCGACAUCUUCGAGCGGAUCGCCGGCGAGGCCUCCCGCCUGGCUCUCUACAACAAGCGCUCCACCAUCACCUCCAGGGAGAUCCAGACCGCCGUCAGGCUGCUGCUGCCCGGUGAGCUGGCCAAGCACGCCGUGUCCGAGGGCACCAAGGCCGUCACCAAGUACACCAGCUCCAAGUAAAGCUGCACUCACAAACAGCAACACAACGGCUCUUUUAAGAGCCACACACUUCCUCUGCAGAGCUGCUGCUCCACGUUUCAUCUAAGCUGUGACAAGUUCAUGGAGUUUAACUCACAAUUACUUCAUCAAAACACUGAUGUUUAAUGGUGUGUAAAGAUGUUCCUAAAUGGAGUAUUUUAGUACCAGAUGACAAAACUAUAAUGUUAGAGAAAUAAAGACUAAUAGGGGCUUUCGACCAAAGAGCACCAGGUGCUAGGUUGGUUCAAAGUUAAGAGCCAGUGCUUUUUUGGUUCAAAUCUCGUGCCGCCCCAGAACGGGUUUGUGUUUCCAUUCGGAAGGAGCAAAGUUGGAGCUGCGUCAUUGCGCCACCACAAAACGUGUGUACGUACUGCGUACGUAGCCGUUCAACAGCGUUCACGCUGUACGGAAACCCACACAACAACAAUGGAGGACUUCAUUGGAGUGGUGUACAUGGCUUUGCUAGUGUGUCUCGCCAUCGUUGAGCAGCAAAACCUUCUGUUAGGGGUUACCCAUCGGCGUCGCCGUUCCAAUGCCCGGCGAUCACGUUUGAGAAGAAAGGUAAUUAUCAAAGAUGUUUGGAUACUUAACAGUAAACGUGCUAGCGUUAGCUUAGCUACUUAGCUUCGACUACGCUUGCAUUGAUUACUUAGCGGUUAAACACGCGCAAUAAGUUGAUGAUCAUAUCUAUGUUUAUCUUUUUAGAUGUUUUUAGAUGUCACCCCGCCCUCUGCCCGUGACAUGCUCGGCUCUCAACUCUGGCCAAGUCUGGCCCAGCAACGAGUUGGUGCCCGAAACGGCCCCAGUUUUUGGAGCCCGGAGCCGCAGCUCCGGUGGUCGAAACACAAAAAACCGGCGCCAAGUCGGGCGCCGGCUCCAACUCCGAACGGGCUCCACCCCGGUCGAAAAGAGGGUUGAGUGACACAGUAGCAAGAAGGAGGGAAAAGUUGGAAACUGCCCACUCUGAAUGUCAGUUUUCUGUUACUGAACUGAUGCUAUUAAAUAGUCUCAUGAAUCAA